Molecule: messenger RNA, 743 nt
Organism: Phyllostomus hastatus (greater spear-nosed bat)
Lineage: Eukaryota; Metazoa; Chordata; Mammalia; Chiroptera; Phyllostomidae
Product: keratin, type II microfibrillar, component 5-like
Exons: 5
Coding region: 1-534 (177 amino acids)
Biological process (GO): intermediate filament organization; keratinization
Cellular component (GO): keratin filament
Molecular function (GO): structural constituent of skin epidermis
Source: RefSeq, a predicted model, not a curated record
AUGUCAGAACUCCACAACUGUAACAAGUGUGAAGAGACACAGGUGACCAUGCAGAGACACAUGCAGAGUCUGAGGCACAGCAAGGAGGAGCUGAACAGUCUUAACCAGGCCAUCCAGCAGCUGACUGUGGAGCCCUGCAAACUAGAAGGAACCAAGUACUCGCCAGCUCUGCAGGAGGAGGGUGCCUCAGGCAGUGCCAAGGGCAAGCUGGCUUCGCUGGAGGCCGCCUUGCAGCAGGCCAAGCAGGACAUGGUGCGACAGCUGCGGGAGUACCAGGAGCUCAUGAUCGUCAAGCUGGGCCUGGACUUUGAGAUCGCCACCUACCGCAAGCUGCUGGAGGAUGAGCAGAGCAGGCUCGGCCUAAGACUGGGAGCAGGGAGCCUCACCCAGGGCAGCGAUCCCACCGGCCGGCUGCUGCCACCACCGGCGGGUUCCGACACCCUGGAUACGAGCGCCCCUGGCGACGGCUGCGCGCUCUGCAGCUCCUCCGGCUGUGUAGGGGAUUUCAGCAGCAGAGGCUUCCGUGGAUGUUGAACACUUCCUGCCCCGAACAGGAGUCAAAAAACCCCAGCUUUUGUCCCAACUGAGACUUGGUCUCAGUUGCCCCUCCCAUGGAUCUGGCCCUCAUCUCACCUCUCCCUCCUGCCCUUCACCUUAGAGCAUAAAGUCUCUGAAUGUUGUUUUGCUCCUCUGAACUACCUCCACCCCUCUUUUCCUGGGACCCCUCUUUCGCAAUAAAAAUG